This is a messenger RNA of Echinostoma caproni, 516 nucleotides long. The record is from the annotation of a GenBank genome assembly. NCBI's taxonomy places the organism in Eukaryota, Metazoa, Platyhelminthes, Trematoda, Plagiorchiida, Echinostomatidae.
AUGGAUAGUUACUCCCUCGUUCGUUCUGGGAAGUUAAAGUUAAAAGGUGAAAAACAUAAGAAAAAACACUCAAAGCGUCCUAACUCAAAGAAAACAAGACAAAACACAGAUGAAAGACUGGAAGAUGCCAAUGCUCAUGGUGGCUUUUGGGCAGUGAAAGACAUUGCGGACGUGGCCGAUGCAGUGGCUAUCCAGCUGAACAGCUGGUCUAUAAGGAGUGCAAAUCAGGAGGCUGUUGCAGAUUGUUCCGAUACCGGGGAGUCGGAAACGAACAUUGGAGCUGAGCGAUCGCAUGCUGCUGUCCGGUACUUAUCUGCCACUGACGAAGGUUUAAUUGUGGUUGGACCACCGCGCAGAUUUCAGGAACCGCCCGCACCUGAAGAAAUAUUGACUGCUAUCAAGGUAUCUGAUACAAAGAUUGCCUUCAAGUCGGGGUACGUAAAUGUUCCGUAUAAUGUUUCCCAUGUUGAUGAUGUUACAUAUGAAACCUUCGAGUCAUGUCUCCAACGGCCUUAA